AUGGUUUUGCAACGAGAGGCGACUAUUGAUCGGCUGGAUAGACCUAGCGCCUACUAUGUAGGAAAGAACAAGAAGCGAAGAUAUAAUUCAGACCGGGAUGAUGCCGACCGACAAGACGACCCAACGUCGUCGUUGAAGAACGCCACUACUCUCUAUGUUGGCAAUCUCUCCUUCUACACCACUGAGGAACAGAUCCAUGAGCUGUUUGCGAAGUGUGGUGAAAUCAAACGCCUCGUUAUGGGCCUCGAUCGGUUUCAUAAGACCCCCUGUGGCUUCUGCUUCGUCGAGUACUACAACCACCAAGACGCGCUGGACUGCCUAAAAUACAUUGGAGGGACAAAGCUGGAUGAGAGAAUUAUCCGAACAGACCUUGAUCCGGGGUUUGAGGAGGGUCGGCAAUACGGUCGUGGAAAAUCCGGUGGUCAAGUCCGUGACGAAUACAGAGAAGAAUACGACCCUGGGCGUGGAGGCUAUGGUCGGGCAUACGAGGAACAACGCAAACGAGAGGAAGAGGACUACGGUAAAGGUAGGUGA
Molecule: messenger RNA, 534 nt
Organism: Penicilliopsis zonata CBS 506.65
Lineage: Eukaryota; Fungi; Ascomycota; Eurotiomycetes; Eurotiales; Aspergillaceae
Exons: 5
Coding region: 1-534 (177 amino acids)
Biological process (GO): mRNA cis splicing, via spliceosome
Cellular component (GO): nuclear cap binding complex
Molecular function (GO): RNA cap binding
Source: RefSeq, a predicted model, not a curated record